AUGCGGCGCAUUGCCUUUCUUUUUCCGACCCUUGGCCGUGUUUCCGCGGCCCGCGGCUGCGCCAAGAUGACCAGCAACAGCAACCCCAAGUUGGAUGAGUUGGCUAGUGCGUACUCGCAGCUCACAUUGAAGGAGCUCUCCGAGCUGCAACGCCUAAUCUUCAAGAAACUCGGCCACAGUGACGAGUUUUACGAGAAGGCCCUCCUGCGCGGUCUCGGCGGCGGCGGUGGUGGUGGCGUCACGAUGCCAGCUCACGCCGUAGCGGCAGCAGCGGCAGCGGCAGCGGCACCGGGGGCGGCUGCACAAGAGGAGGCUCCCAAGGCGGAGAAGAAAAAGGUGGAGAAGGCGACGUAUGACGUAAAGCUGGCGAAGUUUACGCCGGACAUUAAGGUGAAGCUCAUAAAGGAGCUCCGCUCCGUCACAAGCCUUUCGAUUGCGGAUGCAAAGAGUGCCAUUGAAAAGUGCCCUGGGCUUGUGCAGACAAACAUGAGGAAGGAAGACGCGGAAAAGCUCAAAGGGCUCUUUGAGAAGCUCGGUGCCACGGUUGAACUGAUUUAG
Molecule: messenger RNA, 558 nt
Organism: Trypanosoma cruzi
Lineage: Eukaryota; Euglenozoa; Kinetoplastea; Trypanosomatida; Trypanosomatidae
Product: 60S ribosomal protein, putative
Exons: 1
Coding region: 1-558 (185 amino acids)
Biological process (GO): translation
Cellular component (GO): ribosome
Molecular function (GO): structural constituent of ribosome
Source: RefSeq, a predicted model, not a curated record